AUGGAUCAAGACACCGUGUUUUGGAUCGCCUCAUGCACCAAACUCAUUACCGCCAUUGCAUGCAUGCAACUUGUCGAGCAGGGCCGGCUUUCACUAGAUGAUCCCGAUUCCAUUGAGCGACUCUGUCCCGAGUUGAAGGAUAUUCAGGUCUUAAGGGAUGAUGGCACCUUGGAGGAGAAGCAGGAUCGCAUCACGCUGAGGAUGCUAUUAAGUCAUACAGGUUCGAAAUCAAACAAGCUUCUCACCCCAGGACAGGAAGGAAUAACUGACAUCAUCACAGCGGGCUUUGGCUACUCAUUCCUUCAAGAGAAGCUAAAGAACUAUGCUCGCCCGAUUGGGUUUGACGAGUUCUCGGGAAGCAUUGCCGAUUUCAAGCAGCCGCUGGUUCACCAGCCAGGAAAGGCGUGGGAGUAUGGGGUCAAUAUCGACUGGGUGGGCAUUAUCAUCGAGCGCACGACGAGGCAAUCCCUAAACGACUACUUUCAUCAACACAUUUUCAAGCCCUUAAACCUCAGCCACAUCUCGAUAAUUCCGACUGCGGAAAUGAAAAAUAACCUUGCUUAUAUGCACCAGCGAGACAAGACUGGUCACCUCUCUGUCCGGGACCACCCGCUCCACCGACCCCUCGUAUUCGAUGAGAACGACGCCAAAUCAUUUUGCCAUUCCGGCGGCGCGGGAUGUUUCUCAACGCCCGCAGACUACUGCCAAAUCCUCGCCGUCCUCCUCAACGACGGUACUUCCCCAACUACGGGGAAACAACUCCUCCAGAAGAGCACAGUGGACGAAAUGUUCCGCAACCAAAUCGCGCAUCUUCCCCCGCUCACCGAGAAACCCUUUCCCGAUGCUAAACCCGAGUUCACCAAUCCCAGCGUCGGCGUUUAUCCCACUGUGGAAGGGGAUCGCCAAGGAUGGGGUCUGUCAUUUUUGAUCAGUGGCGGGAACACAGGACGCUCGCUGAGCACUGCGCACUGGACUGGAUUGCCAAAUAUGUUCUGGUGGUGUGAUCGCGAACAGGGUGUUGCAGGAAUCGUUUGUACCCAAAUCUUGCCGUUUGGUGACCGUCAGUCUUUUAAACUAUGGCUGGAUGUGGAAACGGGGGUUUAUGGGGGGAUUAGGAAAGGUAAAUUAUGA
This is a messenger RNA of Penicillium lagena, 1131 nucleotides long. RefSeq names its product serine hydrolase domain-containing protein. NCBI's taxonomy places the organism in Eukaryota, Fungi, Ascomycota, Eurotiomycetes, Eurotiales, Aspergillaceae. The record is from RefSeq and is a predicted model, not a curated record. The coding region runs from base 1 to 1131 and encodes 376 amino acids. The transcript is spliced from 3 exons.